AUGUUAGUUAUAUUGAAAGAAUGCCAUACAUCAUUAGAAGUAUGUUAGAAAGUAUUGAAUUCUUAUUUGGACGGUAAAAGAACUAAUUUUCCAAGAUUUUAUUUUCUCUCAAAUGAUGAAUUAUUGGAAAUUCUAUCAGCAACAAAAAAUCUUUAAAGAGUAUAACCACAUUUAAAGAAAUGUUGUGAAGGUCUUUAGAAAUUAAAAAUUGAUGGAGAAAAUUUUAGAAUAUUGUGGAUACAAAUGCAGCAAGAGAAAUGUUGA
Paramecium sonneborni is the source of this 264-nucleotide messenger RNA. The record is from the annotation of a GenBank genome assembly. Lineage: Eukaryota; Ciliophora; Oligohymenophorea; Peniculida; Parameciidae.